UAUUUCUGACAGGUGACCAAUCGGCUUCGCGGUUACAUGAAGCCCAGGCUUUGUAUUUACGGGGCUGCCUGAGGAAUGUAAACUAUUCAACAUGGAGACACCAGUCAAUAAGCUGGAGGCGAUGUUCCAGAAGGCAGAGUCUGACCUGGGAUACCUGGAGAAACAGCUGAAGUUUGAGUUCAUGACUAAAAUGGCAGAAAGUGGAGCCGCUGAGGACAACCCUGUGAAGCUGCUGGAGAAGCUGUCUGCAGUCAAGGCCCGGCACAAAGCCCUCUGCGGGCAGAUGGAGGAGAUCGCCAAACAGCAGCAGCAGUCAAUGGAGGCCAUCAGAGCUCACCUCAGCACCACAGUGCAGCUGGUGGAGCAGCUGCAGAAGAGCGCCGACGUGGAGGUGCAGCCCCUGCGCGAGGCAGAGCAGGCCGCCGCCCAGGCCCUCCUGGGGGACGCUGUGGAGAUCCCAGCUGCCUCUGGGGCCGCAGCCACAGUGUGAGUACGGCCAGACAUUCCCCUGAAUCACAGAAACCUUGCAAGAGCGACUCAUCAGACAUCUUUCAGCUUGUGUUAGCAUAGUGACCACUAGGUGGUGCUGUUGUUCCAAAAUAAUCUGACUCUCCUCUCGGAAGGAGACUAGUGUGAUAGAAACUACCAUUCUAAUUGAAAAAUUCAAAACCUAAGGAUUAAAUUCCAGACACCAAA
Messenger RNA from Lepisosteus oculatus (spotted gar), 696 nucleotides. It is a transcript of the gene ska2, whose product is annotated as spindle and kinetochore associated complex subunit 2. NCBI's taxonomy places the organism in Eukaryota, Metazoa, Chordata, Actinopteri, Semionotiformes, Lepisosteidae. Gene Ontology annotation, cellular component: outer kinetochore; spindle microtubule. Gene Ontology annotation, biological process: chromosome segregation; cell division; mitotic cell cycle. Gene Ontology annotation, molecular function: microtubule binding. The record is from RefSeq and is a predicted model, not a curated record.